AUGUCCGUGCGCAACGCGGACCAUGUGCACGGCGCACAGAGCACACCGCAGCAGGCAGUGGCAGCACAACGCCUUCCUUAUCCUAUCUCUGCGAUGAGGUCCUUAUUCCUGAUAUCUUUGGUGGCCACCUCUCUCAAUAUAGCUGCAGGGGCACCUCCUAGUGGACUCUACAAUGAAGCUUUGUCGUUCCAGAAACCUUUCCUCGAUAUAUCAGGGGACGAAUUUCUUGAUGUUGCCUCGGAGUGGCUGGACGACGCCAAGAAGGCGAUUCUGAAAGGGAAGAAAAACCUUGACAAGUGGUUCCAUGAUGGACGAGAAUUCAUAAAGCAAGAUAACUUGCUCUACGAAUAUAUUACGCAUCCUGAAUUCCAGAAAUAUGAUUUGAGGGUGACGGAACCCAAGCUUUGUGACCCAACCGUCAAACAAUUGUCAGGGUAUCUCGACAUUGCUGAAGACAAGCAUUUAUUCUUCUGGUUCUUCGAGUCUCGCAAUGCUCCCGCCGAUGCACCCUUAAUCCUUUGGUUGAACGGUGGCCCUGGUUGCAGUUCCUCUACAGGGCUUCUUUUUGAACUCGGACCGUGUGCUGUUGCCAAUGAAGGCCGCAACGUUACUUCAAACCCCUAUAGCUGGAAUACUAAUGCAAACAUAAUAUUCCUCGACCAACCGGUGAACGUCGGGUACUCUUAUGCUGAUGACGGAACUUCUGUCAACAACUCUCCGGUUGCAGGGAAAGAUGUCUACGCUUUCCUUGAACUCUUCCUGAAUAGAUACCCGCAAUACUCUAAAGCACCAUUCCAUAUUGCAGCGGAGAGUUACGGCGGCACUUAUGCUCCCAACAUCGCGAAUGUCAUCUUCAAAGCCAACCAAGAACUUGCGGUUUCGCCCAAGGCACACGUCAAACAUAUUAACCUUGCCUCAGUGAUCCUCGCCAAUGGCCUCACCGAUCCGUAUAUUCAGCACGGCUCGAUUGCUGACUGGGCAUGCGAAGGGCCAUAUGCUGUCUACAAUGAUCCACAAGGUCCGGAAUGCGAGGCUUUACGCACCAAGAUACCCACAUGCCAGAGACUCGUCAAGAGUUGUUAUAAUUUCAAUUCCAGGUUCACUUGUGUCCCGGCGAUGGCAUAUUGCAACUCCCAACUUUUCGGCCCUCUCAUGCAACUUGGGCUAAACCCAUAUGACGUUCGUCGUAAAUGCGACCGUAACUCGGACGGGCCUCUUUGCUACAAACAAAUGGAAUGGAUCGAUACUUGGAUGAAUGAGCCCUCCAAUAAAGCUGCCAUUGGAGUUAAUCCUUCAAGAAAUUUCGAAUCGUGUAACAUGGCUGUGAACCAGGCAUUCGCUCUGGCGGGCGAUGGCGCUCACAAUAGCGCCAUCCUACUUCCAGAGUUGAUUAACUCCGGCAUAAGAUUACUGGUCUAUGCAGGCAAUGCCGAUAUGAUGUGCAACUUCAUUGGAAACGAACGAUGGGUCGAAAAGCUUGAGACUCAAUUCACUUCCGAAUUCACGCAGGCGCAGCCAGUUCCUUGGAUCACUAUUGAAACUGGCCGCAGUGCCGGCACAGUUCGAAGCGCCGGUGGAGGUGGUUUCGGAGCUGGAAACGUUACUUUUGUUACUGUUCAUGAAGCAGGUCAUAUGGUGCCAUACGAUCAGCCGGAAGCAGCAUUGGACCUUAUUACGCGAUGGACCCAGGACAUUUCUCUGUCGGUUACUAAUUAA
Psilocybe cubensis is the source of this 1716-nucleotide messenger RNA. RefSeq names its product Carboxypeptidase Y-like protein A. Gene Ontology annotation, biological process: proteolysis. The coding region runs from base 1 to 1716 and encodes 571 amino acids. Gene Ontology annotation, molecular function: serine-type carboxypeptidase activity. The transcript is spliced from 8 exons. Gene Ontology annotation, cellular component: fungal-type vacuole. The record is from RefSeq and is a predicted model, not a curated record. Lineage: Eukaryota; Fungi; Basidiomycota; Agaricomycetes; Agaricales; Agrocybaceae.